AUGAACAACGACCAGUUCAGAAAGCUGCUUAGUACACCGGCGCGACAAGAUGGCGCCAGCAGCAGCCCACGGCCGAGCGCCGUACCCUCAUCACUUGGAUCGAAACGCUCAUCUUUCAUGCCCAUGACGCCACGUUCGGUUCGAGGUGUUACUGGAAACGAUUUCGCCCGCCAGGUCGCUGAACGCAAUGCCGCAAAUCAGACUUCGAAGAAGUUCAAGGGCUCUGCUGCGCCCAAGGGAUCUCGACUAGGCUCAGGUUUCACCGACCGUACGCAGAACCGAUACGAUGACGAGACCGACGAGCGAGCCGCACGUAUCAAGGCUCUGGAGGAGCAAGUGAAACUUGGACAGUUGGACAAUGCAACUUUCGAAGCUCUACGCGAUCAGAUUACAGGUGGUGACGUCGGUGCUACACAUCUGGUUAAAGGUCUGGAUCGCAAAUUGCUGGAGCGUGUCAGAAAAGGUGAAGAUGUCCUUGGAGGACAGAAACCCGCAGAUGAGGAAGACUUGGAAGAUGAGUUUGAGAAAUUUGAAGAGAAGGAGGUUGCUCGUGUCGAGCGAGAGAAGGUCGUCAAGAAGGGAGAGAUGGCUCCUCCUCCUCCUGUCGCUGGCGCAAAGAGAUCUAGGGAUCAAAUUCUGGCUGAGCUGAAAGCACAACGGAAGGCACAGGCUGAUGCAAGACUGGCCACAAGACCAGAGCUGGGUGACAGAUUCCGUGAUGUUGGUUCUUCGCGCGCCAGUUCGCGUAUCGAGGUUGAUGCUAAAGGGCGCGAAGUCCUGAUCACAACUGACGAGCAUGGAAACGUGAAGAAGAAGGUCAGAAAGGCCCAAGUACCAAGCGAAGAGCCAGUUCAACAAGCACAACCACAGAAGUUCUUAGACGAAGGUGUCACAGUGCCGGCGCCCAAACCUGUCGAGAAACCUGUAGAGGCACCCAAGGAUGAUUCAGACGACGACAUCUUUGAUGAUGUUGGUGAUGCCUAUGACCCGCUGGGAGGACUGGAUGACGAUGACGACUCUUCUGACNGACGAAGAUGGGGAAGUAUUGGAGAAGACACUCAAGCCAGCCCCAUCACAAUCGAAAUCACCAUCAUCGGAAGCGGAAGCAGCAUCAAAUCUGGAGUCAAAGAGGCCACAACCUCGAUGCCACCGCCUCCGCCACCAGCACAACCCUCAGCACCACGCAACUACUUCAAAUCCACCACAACCACAACCAGCGAAACAGCAGAAUCACAGCCACCACAGAACCCCUUCAACGAUGCUAACUUUCUCGCUGCUAUCAAGAAAGCUGGCGCACUUUCAAACAUUUCUCUGUCUCUCAAUGCUUCUUCAGACGAUCCGUCAGCGCCCGAAUCAGCCGAAGCCAAAGAAUUACGUCUACAAAAACGAGCACAGAUGCUUGCAGCCAGUGAUCGUGAUCUCGAAGACAUGGAUCUCGGGUUUGGAUCUUCAAGAUUUGGAGACGAGGAAGAAGGCGAUGAUGGACAAAGGAUCAAGUUGUCGACUUGGAAGGGCACCGGCGAGGAUGAUGACGACGAUGGUUAUGAGGGAGGUAGCNAAAGAGAAAAGAAGAAAGGCAGAAAAGAAAGGGGAGACAAGAAUAGUGCUCAAGACGUGCUGGAUGUGAUGGAGAGGAGGAAAGAAGCUGGAAAGUAG
This is a messenger RNA of Aureobasidium musti, 1656 nucleotides long. NCBI's taxonomy places the organism in Eukaryota, Fungi, Ascomycota, Dothideomycetes, Dothideales, Saccotheciaceae. The record is from the annotation of a GenBank genome assembly.